CUCAUUCCAGUAGAGUGCGCUCGAAUAUUGUUUCACAUUGCUCAAUAUCAAAAAUCUGCUCGAUACCGGAUAAGAUUAACAAACGGUUCGAAUUUUUACAUAGUCAAGAGUCGAAACGAAAACUCGAAAUUGCAAGAGCAAAACCGUAAGAGUUUGACGAUUCUUCUAAACUCUAGAUUCUACAAGUAUUUACUUUUCUAUGCUUUAUUCCGAAUAUAAGUGUUUACUUAAGUGAGCAGGUGCUUGAUAUUUUUAACAUGCCUCGAAUCUAUAAGUAUACCGUAUUCGAUGGUGUAAAUGUCGAUUCGUUCAAAAAUGAACCACGUGUGUAAUAUUUAUGGUGAUACAUGACAAUUUGAAUUAUCGAUGGUUUCAUGAACAAAAAAAACGAAUCGACGUAGAAGUAACGAAAAAGAAAAAUGUCGCGACGUCCAGAACAUUCGGCUCCACCUGAUGUGUUCUACAAUGAAUCCGAAGCUCAAAAGUAUACGCAAAGUUCUCGAAUGAUAGAAAUACAAGAGCAAAUGUGCAGACGUGCCAUAGAGCUUCUUCUGUUAUCGGAAGAUAAAACCGCCUUACUUCUAGAUAUCGGAUGUGGUUCUGGUCUGAGUGGUAGCGUUAUUGAAGAAUAUGGGCAUGUAUGGAUUGGAAUUGAUAUAUCUACAGCAAUGUUAGGUGUAGCUUUGGAAAGAGAAGUCGAUGGUGAUUUAAUUUUGGGAGAUAUGGGUCAGGGAAUGCCAUUCAGAGCAGGAAGUUUCGAUGGAGCAGUCAGUAUUUCUGCUUUACAAUGGUUAUGCAAUGCUGAUAAAAGUUCACACGAACCAUCAAAGCGUAUUUAUCAAUUCUUUUCCACCUUGUAUUCGUGUUUAUCGAGAUCUGCUAGAGCUGUUUUUCAGUUUUACCCUGAAAACAAUGAACAAAUCGAAUUAGUCACAGCGCAAGCUACAAAGGCUGGCUUUUACGGUGGUGUUGUAGUGGAUUUUCCCAAUAGUACUAAAGCAAAGAAAUUCUUUUUGGUUCUAAUGACUGGAGGACCCAUGGUUCUUCCACAAGCUUUAGGUGUAAAUGAUGCGGAUACAGCUAUUUCUUAUGCAUCCAGAAGAGAGCAAAUUAAGAAAGCUAGAGGUAAACCAUUAAAAAAGAGCAGGGAUUGGAUUGCUGAGAAAAAAGAAAGACGACGAAAACAGGGAAAGAAGGUUCCAGCGGAUUCAAAAUACACUGGAAGGAGAAGAUGCGGUAGAUUCUAAUAAAAAUUUUACAUAUAUUUUUUAUACGAAACAUCUUGUUACGUUUAUAGCUUCGACUCGAUGGUCUACCGCAUAUAUCGAUGCUGUACAUAUAUGCAUACUCCUAGAAUACUUGUAUAGUAUAAACACUUUGCAAUUAUUCUUAUUUGUUUUCAAUUUCAUAAUUUUCAAAACACAAACGGAUAUAAAUUCGUGCAAAUAUAAGAAAUUUUGCAAACAUAAAAUUUAUCCAAAUUCCAAACAAUUCCAAUCUAUAGAGUUCAAGUAACACCUAAUAAUUGAACACUUUUUAUAGCUUUUAUUUCUGAAACAAAUUCAAUGAAAAUUGAAGAUGCUUUGUAACGUCUCAAUCGCCUAUGGCACAUCAACUUUCAACUUAUUCGGGUAACAAGAAUUGAGACAAACUCUCGUGAAGCUUAGGGUGUACAGUUUCCUUCAGUUCUUCCCUAUCCAGCCAACAGUGAUUUAAAUUAGGAGAAAUAUCACCACUUAUAUAUUUUGCUAAGAAAUAGAAAAUCUUUGCUCCGUAUUUCCCUUUGAGUCUUAUAUCUUUCGGAUAUUGGUAUUGAUAAAAUCCAAUUGGUGCAUUACCAUAAAAGUGUACUUUUAUAUUAUUACCACAAAGUUCUUGAACAGUUCUCUGUGCAGUCUGAAAGAAAAACAAAGAAAUGGACAUUAAACGAAUUAUUCUAUCAUAUUUUUAUAAAAAUCAUACAAAAUGUAUUAUACAUACCUCUAUCAUAGACUCUGUAUUUUUACGUAUACUUUGAGGCGGAAUCCAUACAUUAGUGUUUCCUAAUUGCUUUUCCACCAAUAACACUAAAGUUUUAUCUAAUUUACGUUGUAAAGAUACAACUUUACCUUCAUCCGCUUUUAUAAUUUAAAGAGCAAGAUGUAGUGUUUGUUUUAAAAAAUUUGAUGCUAUAAAAUUAAUGAAAUUAUUUUCGAUUACAUACCAUUUAUUCGUGGUGCAAACUUAAAUGCCAUUAGUUCCUUUUUGUUAGAUGCCAUGAUAUCUUCUAUAUUUGUACCCGAAGGCACAGCUUUCUGAUUCAGAUUUUCUUUAAAUUUCAUUU
Nomia melanderi (Alkali bee) is the source of this 2323-nucleotide messenger RNA. NCBI's taxonomy places the organism in Eukaryota, Metazoa, Arthropoda, Insecta, Hymenoptera, Halictidae. The record is from RefSeq and is a predicted model, not a curated record.